Micropterus dolomieu (smallmouth bass) is the source of this 2191-nucleotide messenger RNA. RefSeq names its product heterogeneous nuclear ribonucleoprotein C (gene hnrnpcb). NCBI's taxonomy places the organism in Eukaryota, Metazoa, Chordata, Actinopteri, Centrarchiformes, Centrarchidae. The record is from RefSeq and is a predicted model, not a curated record. Gene Ontology annotation, cellular component: nucleus. Gene Ontology annotation, molecular function: RNA binding. The coding region runs from base 185 to 1237 and encodes 350 amino acids. The transcript has 11 exons.
CGACGCCAUUUCGUGUCCACUGGUUUCAAGGUGAUACAAUCAGCCUGCAGAGCCGUAAGCGGAUCUUUACCUACUCAAGUAAAAACAGCGUUGAAUUUUACUCAUUUUUGUAUUAAGCUCCUGUUUUUGAAGCCACUUUUUUGAACAGCGGCAAAUCAAACAAAGAUACCAGCUCUUGAUAAUAAUGAUGUCACCAUUAUCACCCCGAAUAAGUCAGACAGGCAGGCAGACCUCCAGCGACCUGAGUACAGACAUGAUGGACCUGAUGGCCAGCAGCAACGUGACCAACAAGACUGACCCGCGCUCCCUUAACUCCCGCGUCUUCAUCGGCAACCUCAACACCCUGCUGGUCACCAAGGCCGACGUGGAGGCCAUCUUCUCCAAGUACGGCAAGGUCGUCGGCUGCUCCAUCCAUAAGGGCUACGCCUUUGUGCAGUAUUCCAAUGAGAGGAACGCACGGGCCGCCGUGGCCGGCGAGGACGGCCGCAUGAUCGUGGGACAGGUGCUAGACAUCAACCUGGCAGGUGAGCCGAAACCUCACCGAUCAAAGACAGUGAAGCGUUCUGCAGGGGACAUGUACAGUUCAUCUCUUGAUUUGGACUAUGACUUUCAAAGAGAUUACUAUGAUAGGGUGUACUCCUACCAGUCCCGGGUGCCCCCUCCCCCUCCUCCCCUGUCCCGUGCUGUCAUUCCCUCAAAGCGUCCCAGAGUCAGCCUGAGCGGAGGAGGGAGCCGGAGGACCAAAACCAGCUUUUCCUCCUCCAAGAGCAGCCAGAGGACUUCCCGUGCAAUGAAGGCAGAUGAUCUGCAGACCAUCAAGAGGGAGCUCACGCAGAUCAAACACAAGGUGGACUACCUGCUGGAGAGCCUAGAGCGCAUGGAGAAGGACCACAGCAAGAAGUCCGAGAUGAAAAGCAGCAAACCGGAACCAGGUGAGCUCUCUUCCCUCAACUCCUCCACCUCCAGCAAGAAAGACGACAGCCUGAAACGGGACCGAGAAAGCCAGGAGCUGAACGACUCCGAGGACGAGGGCGACCUGCUGGAGGACGAAGACGAGGUGAGGAGCUGGGAGGAGGAGAGGGAGGGAGCCAGGACGAGAGCUAAGGCAUCAAUGACUUUUGCAGAUUAUUCAAUGAAAAGCAGAGGGAGAGAGGAGGAGGAGGAAGAUGAGGAGGAGGAAGGCGAGCAGGAGGAAGGAGAGGAUGACGGCGAUAGUGCCAACGGAGACGACUCCUAAACAUUACACAGGCAGACACACACACAUACACAAAACAAAUUGUGUAUGAUUGUAUCUCCACACCAGACCUGUACACGGUGAUCAUGUGCUCAUAUCUGCUGAAUUGACUGGACAUUUCUAUACAGUGUAAUGUAGAUAUUGCUCUCUGUCACACACAUACAGAAACCCAUAAAUAUGUCAUGAUUUUACAGUUUUCUUUCAAGCUGGUAAUUUGAUGUUCCCCUUUUUUUUCCCCCCCCGAUUUUAUUUUAUUUUUGUUGACUUUUUUAUAGAUGUUUUCUGCAAUUGGAUAAAUGUAAGCUCUGAUGUGUUACAUUUAAACAAAAUGCAAGUUCAGUUGAGGAUCGAUGUAACAUUGUAUAACAUUGUAUGUUUAAACUCAGGGCUAUAAGCCAUUCCAGUGUAAAAAAAAAUUGAAGGAAAGCCGCUAUCGGUAAUUGUUUUUUUAGAUGAUUGGACUUGAUACCAACAAAUCACCACCCCAGGCAGUGGCUGACUUUGAAACAAAUCCGGAAUAAAAACAUGCUCCUGUGCAACGGGUUAGUCUUGAGACAAAAUACCAGACAUGGUACUACAACUUGAAAAUGUAUAAAAUUAAAAAUGUAUUCCCGAUCCAGCUGCUGCCGAGCCGCCUCAAACCAGCAGGUGGCAGUGUGUCCUAACACAAAAGCCACACAGAAGACCACAGGAACUUAUUUCUGUCAGAAAAUCUUCCCUUCCUGCCUGUUUGAUAACAACAUGAGUAUGUGCAAAACCUCACGUCGGACUGCACAAAUGCUCAGACAAAAUCCUCAUCGUUCUGAAAACAGUUUGGUUUGCUGCUGAGGUGUUGCGACCUUAACUGACCUUGACUUGUGUAAUGCAGUGCUCCUCCAUGUUUGUCUUGUUUCUGUUGAUGUUCUGUUUGUCAUUCGACUGCAGUAAUGAAAGUGAAUAAACAUGUUUUCCAAGUUG